CUCUGAGUUUACACCAGAUAAUAAACACUUUUAAAUACGAACUUUUCUUAAUAUAUUCAUAGUAGAGAGGAAGCCUGUUUUAAUUAGCCAUUGUUAUCUGAUGGGAAAUAGUUUACAGUCAUUAGAAGGUAAGUAUAAUUUUUAUAACGUGAUAUAAAGGGAAUGUAAAUGAGGUUGUGAGUGGUCUGCUGGUUGUGAGGGGAACCUGAGUGAGCUGCCAUGACGUGAGGGUUACUUGUCUCCCUUCACUCUCCCCUCUUUAAAUAUGCUUAAGUUAGGCAACAGGAAGGACUAUGGCAUAGACUAUAAGUGUACAAUACGCCUUCUCGAUGACAACGAGGUGUUAGAGUGCGAGUUCCAGAGUUACCACAAGGGGAAAGUGCUUCUUGACUUUGUGUACAACAAGAUUAACCUUAUAGAAACUGAUUACUUUGGCCUUCGUUAUGUUGACCAGAAUAAGCAGAGACACUGGCUAGAUGGGACAAAGAACAUCUUAAGACAGAUUAAGAAUCUAUCGCCGAUCCUAUUUUGCUUCCGAGUCAAGUUCUAUCCUGCGGAUCCUCUGAGACUGCAGGAAGAGAUAACUCGAUAUCAGCUCUUUCUUCAGCUUCGGCGAGAUCUUUUGCAUGGAAGACUCUACUGUUCACAGGCAGAUGCAGCUAUGCUUGCUUCAUAUAUUGUUCAAGCUGAGAUUGGGGAUUAUGACCCAUCAAAGCAUUAUGGAAAUUAUAUUAGUGACUUCAAGAUUCUACUCAAGCAAACACACAAAAUUGAGGAGAAAAUUAUGGAGUUACACCCAACCUUGAAGAACCAUACUCCUCUAAUGGCAGAGACUUGCUUCCUCAAGAAGGCAUCCAUGCUUGAUACCUACGGUGUUGAUCCUCAUCCUGUCAAGGAUCACCGAGGGAGUCAACUUUAUCUUGGCCUAAACCACACUGGAGUCUUGACGUUUCAGGGCUCCCGCAAAACACAUCACUUCCGGUGGGGAGAUGUUCAGAAGCUUAAUUAUGAGGGCAAGAUGUUCAUUGUGCAUCUUAUUUUUGCUGAGGAUGCAAGAACUAAGAAGAAGCACACUGUAGGCUUCAAGUGCCCAACAGCUUCUGCUUGCAGACACCUCUGGAGAUGUGCAGUUGAGCAGAGACUCUUUUACACAUUACAAAACUCCAACAAACAGGGUGUGGUAGUAACAGGAGGAUCUUUUUUCUCACGAGGCUCACGCUUUCGGUAUGCAGGAAGAUGUGAAAAGGAAGUGGUGGAGGAAAGCUCAAGCAUCUUAAGAGAACCACCAACUGUAAAUAGAGUCUCUCUCAGAAACAUUGGGAGAUCAACUUCACUUCCAACUACACCAGCUGACUCUGAUACUUAUGAUGCUGUAAUGAGUCGAGUCCACCGGCCUCUUCCGUAUAUAGACCGAAGCAGUAGUUUGGAUGAGGAUGUAUUGUGUGGGGCUGACACAGGCUCACAAGACUCUACUGAAGGGCUCAACCACAUAAAUGGGGGCUGUGGAGGACCUGGUGCUGCCUACUGUCCAGAAUCAACCUUGCCACCACUAUCACUUUUGGAGCCACUCUUAGAGGCACAGGAGAAUAAAUCACGCUCAUCAUCCAUCCUUGAUUCAAGUUUUAUGGACGCUGAGAGUAGUCUUGAACCAUGCUUGGAGACCCAGGGAAAACAGGAAGAUGAAGAACACAAGGAUAAAGAAAGGGACGUAAUUGGAAACAGUAAGGAACCUGGAGGAAAUGGGGAGGAAGCAAUGCUUCAGCAACAACUCUAUUGUGACUACAGUGGUCGAGGUCACACAAGUGAGUUUGGUGAUACUUCAUCAACAGAGACCUUAGGACCACCUCAUAAUCAAAAUGACCUUCAGCCUCCUCUAAUAGAUAAAGAAGACAAAUGUCUAGAAAGUCCUCAAAGAAGUAGUUUGGCACCUGUCAGAAGAGAGAAACUUAAAGUUCCCAACUUGUCUCUUCCACAGGAUCUUACAAGGGGAGGGGCCCAAAGGCUAUUAAGGGGUAGGAUAAGUAGGCUUAGUGUAAAAACGUUUCUUAGAGUAUUUCUUGUAGCUUUUAUUUUUGUUGUCUUUAUCCUUACUUGUUCAGUGAUUCUUGUAUUUGAAAGUGAAUCAUCCCUACUUCGAGGUGUUCGCUCCACACGAGAAAUGAUACUUCUCAGAUUACAGUAUUACCAACCCAUUAAGGAAUAUAUAAAAAGCUGGCUUGGUAAAAAAAAUUAAAUUAUUUUCCUAUUACAGAUAGCCUCUUCCAGAAGUACCUACAGUAGAUAGACAUUACAUAGUAUAUAUCUCAUAAUUCUAUUUGUACAUAAAUUUCAUAGCAGUGGAGUGUUUGAUAUUUCCUUUAGUAACCUAUUUACUGCCUCAGUGAUAAAGAUAAAAUGAGAUACUGUACUUAUAGGCUUGACUUUGUUAUAUGCUGCUGAUACAUUGUUUUAAUAUAGACACCAGCAAUUUUUUUGUUGCCUGCUGGUUAAAGUGAUAUUUUUUUAUUAUUUUUUGGCAUACAUAUGCAACUGCAGAAAGAUACUUUUAGAAUAUAGGCUUUUUGUCUAUGAUAUAGGUGACCAAUUAUAGUUAAGGCAAUUGGUAGUACAUUUUGUGGUAUAAGUCCACAAGCUAAGUCAUGCUUUGCUUGCUGUUCUAAAAUAAGGAUAGUUACCCAAGACCAGUUUUGAGAGUUCUACUUUCAAAGCCCAACCUGAGGUCAGACUUUAUUGUUGACUGCCUGGUCAAACAGGCUGUUGCUUUUAGCAGCCUGUAGUUAGGGCAGUAAAAUUCAAAUAGAGCAGCAGAAAAGUUAAUUUGACGAGCUAUUAAUGAGUUGAGUAAUAAUGAGCCUUGAGGGACAGUUAUUUCACAUAGCCUCUUUUCAAGGCUCUGCAUCUUACUUAGCUUUAAUACAAUCUUACCUCAUAUCUUUUCUUAUUAAUAAAGCAACUUAUCCCCAAUACAUUCUCUGGAGAUGCUUGUUUAUGGCACUCAUUAAGGCAAGUUAGUCUUGUACUGAAUUUUCAGUGAAAUUUAUACUAGCUCAGUAAUGUUACAGUAUUUACUGAAUUUAAGCACAGUGGUGAUACAUUUACUACAGAGUCUCGUAUAAUGCUGUGUUUUACAAAAAUUGUAUCGAGAGAUGUCAUAUUUAUUAUUUGCUUAUACUGUGCUUUUAAAAAUAAAUUGGAUAAAUUAGACUAAAUUAUGUUGGGCACCGAAAUACUUAGAGAAGAUAAAUCCUCAAAUUCGGCUUCUUUUCGACAAAGAAUGUGCUAAUUUUCAGGAUUUCCCAGUGUAGAAAAAUUAAAUCAAAUCAGGUACUUUUUUGCAUGCCUAGUUCCCAGAAUGGUUUUUGUUAAUUUGGGUGCCAUUGCUAAGCAUAAUUCAUAUCACAAAGUAAUGAUUAGGGACACAUUUAUCACUUAUACCAGAAAAAAUAACUGAAGAAUAGUGUAGCAUAAUGCUUCUGAUGAGCCAUUAACAUUAAUCAUAGUUUUCUACUUAAACUUUUUAAUACAAAUGAGAGAAUAAAAGAUAAUAAUAAUAGCAACAACUUGGAUUUUGUUAUUCUUGAGCACCUAUUCUUUCAAGAAAUUCACAAGCACUCACAUACCAAGCCAUAAAUACAAAAACAACAGCACAGAUGAAGUGCUGAGGUUUAUACUCAAUAAUAACAGUAUGAUUAUCAGGAUCUUAAGUUCUAGAGAAGAGUUGUACUUUCAACUAAAACUUGAAAGCAUGAACGGGUUCUGACUUAACAGACACUGGCAAACAGUUGAACAAGAUAAGAACUUCAUAAGAAAAGGCUCUUUCUGUGAUGACUUCUCUCCAACAGCAUGAGGUUGGUGGCAAUUCACAGAAACAUUCCUGAGCCCAGUAUAAAAGAUACACACAUAUUAGAGUGUAUCUUUUAUGUUUAAUAGUUAAAUGUUAAUAAACAGAGUUUAAAUUUAGUUCCUGCCUUGAUAGGGAGCCAGUGCGGGUCCAAAUGGAGGGACCAGUGGGAACCCUAGUUGGGAGUGAACAUACCAAUCUAGUUGCAUGACUCAAUACAGAUUGAAGUCUUUUUAGCAAACUAACAAAAAAUUACAAAAAGUCAAUUCAAGAGGAAACAAAUGUGUAGAUAAGGACUAAGAUACUACACUUAAGAUAUUUUAUGACUGCAUUGAGAUUAAUUUGAAAAUUGCAAGAUUUAACACUGGUUGAUGUGUAUUAACAAAUCAUGAAGAAUCAAGUUAGACACCUAGAUCCCUCACUGAUUCCACAAGUUGCAAAUUGACAAUACCACAAUCAAAGGCACCAAAAUCUUCAAUCUACUUCCCUGAAAUUUUCCCUGAUAAUCAAAAUAUGUCUUACCCUCAUUUUGUUUUGGUUGCCUAUUUGUUAUCCAUAUCUAAAUAUCCAGCAAAAGAAAACUAAAGCCAAGUUUUGCAUCUUCUACAUUUAACCGUUUCACUGUUGGUGCCAUAGUACUACAGCUUGCAAGCCAGUGUUGGUGCCGUAGUAGUACACCAAAAUUCUAGCGGGGUCUGUGUGGUCAGUGUGCAUAGUAUAAAAAAAAAUCCUGCAGUGCAUAAUGAGAAAAAAAAAAUCCGACCAUGUUUUUGGUUUAAAAUGCCGAUUUUGAGGUGUAUUUUUGUAUGGUAUUUAUGAUUGUCUUCUUGUUUUCUUCAUCUCAUUUGAUAGAAUGGAAGAUAUAUUACAGAAAUAGAGAUGAUUUUGAUUGGUUUCACGAUGAAAAGUACCUUGAAAUUGAACUCAAAGUAGCGGAAAUGUUUGAUUUUUGCCGAUGUUCAAGAGUAAACAAAUGAUGCCACCAUCCAAUACAUGUCUAACUGGCCAGUCUAAUAUGUAGUCACAAGUGGGUUGACAUUAAUUAUGCAAUUAUUACAAUAAUGCAGUAGUCUGCAUAACAGUAAAUCUUCUGUUUUUUGUGUGAAUUCAAAAUGGAAAACAAGAGUAAUAUAAGAGGGGCCUGGAGAUGUGAUUAAUGAACAUAGAAAAUGUUAUUUUAAUGCCAGGAAUGUCUGCAUUGUUUAUUCUGGACCCUAUUUUGAAAUUGACAUCUUUUGAAAUUUAUGUGAAAUUGGCCAAAUUACCAAUUUCUGACCACUUUUUUGGCUAGUUGAAAUCGGUAAAUGGGCAGUUUCUUGUACUCAGUCGCUAGGACAAAUGGAGUUCUAGUGAAAUAGCUCUGAGUUUGGUUGACUGGAACAAUGGAAUUGGCUGAAAAUAGGGCUUAGAGUAGGCAAAAUCACUGAUGCGUGUAUAUUGCCAAGACCACUAACUUCGUGAGAGCGUAAUUUCCAUCACAUUUCGUACUUUUGGUGUCAUUACCAUCGGGAAAAGAUUCUCUAUCAUUUCAUAAGAAACAAUAAUUUUUUUUUUUUAAAUUCUUCGACACUGUGAGCAAGUUUGUGAGGAGGGGUCUCGACAAUGAAUGGGUUAAAACCCAGAUGUAGACUUGUGCAUCAUCAGCAUCCAACAGUAAGCCACUCAUGAGCAGUAAGCAAUACUGGUCCAAGAAUAGAGCACUGAAGAAAGGCAUAGAGCAAAAGAGAUGGCUCAGAUGGUGGGAGACGGCUGACUUGUUAAAAAAAAAAAAAAAAAUACUGAUGAUUUCAGAAGAGAGAAUUCAGUACCCUUAAGGUCACAGCUGAGAUCACUUUUCAGCAGUCCAUGAUCAGUGGUAUCAAAUGCAGCAGAUAUGUCCAACAAAAUUAGCAGCAACACAUUUCCUAAACAAGUGUUCAUUACCAAAUCAUAAACUUUGCUCAAAGUCAUCUCAGUUGAAUGAAAUGGCUUGCAUGCAGACUGAACAAAUGAUAAAACAUCGCUCCUCUCCAGAAAAAGAAAGUUUAUUUAAAAAUUGCAUAUUCAGUCAACUUAGAAAGGAACAUAAGAUUAGAAGCAUGACAUAAUUUGACCUGUUUUCUGAAUCAGGGAAGGCUUCUUGAGGAGCAGUUGCUUGAAAAAUGUCUGCUUUGAAAGCAUUUGAUCAACACAGUUAUGAAAGAAACUGCACCUUUAUGUGCGGGCAAUAUCUUUGAAACAGUUAUAGGAUCUAACUCACAAUGUACUUUAUUAGAACCCAUGAUAUAUUCCAAAACCCCAUUCUUGCAAACAAGAGCAAACUGAAAAACGUCAUUCUUUAUACAUUAUAAACCAGAAUAAUCACAGAGAACUCUGCACCUGCUUGAGCUGAAUCCAGAUCCCAACAAAUAUUCUCUAUUUUUUGACCAAAAUAAUCAGAGAAGUCAGAGGCCAGUUGAAAAGUAAAAUCACAGAUAGAAAAAGCAGGUUCACAUACAUGAAAAAGCAAGCUAAAAAGGAGCCCCUGAUUACCACAUGGUUCGCUUUAUACCCUUUAGUAUUCCACUUUCCCAGCUGAUGCCCUUUUCAGGACAGCUCUGAGGGCUUCUACAUAAUCUAUAAGAUCUUUGUAGCUGGGCAACAGAGGAAUCAUACCAAGGGGCAAAGACAUACAUCCAGAUCCUUUUAGUGAUCAAAGGACAGAACUUACUAGGCACAACCACAGACACCUCAUUAAAAAUCUUUGCUAACUGGUCAGCAGAUAGUGCAAAUGCACCCAGAUCAAGGUUUCUAUAAUUAUGGACCCUUGUAGGUUUGGUGCUUCUUUUUGAUAAUAGUAUAAUUAUGGAAAGACAGUAUGCACUCCCAGUGAGGCGGCACUGAAAUAUCAAUACUUAAAGUAAUGACGAGAUAUCAGACACAGUAAUAUCAGAAGAUAUUACCUAAACAUCAUUGAUGCUCCGAAAAUUGACAGUAGUUAGAACGAAGUUCAAUAUAUGGCUGCCUAUGUGGGCAGGUGAUAAUACAUUAUUCUCAAAAUUAUUUAAUUCUGUUAGCUCCAGGAACUUGUGUGAAAAGAGUUUCUGUUGUGGACAAUCUAUCCAAUAGUUAGUCACUACAAAAGAAGUUGACCACUCUUCUUUACAAAGAAUUUGAUGAGAAAACCAAGUUCAUCAAGAAACAAGGACUCUUUGUCAUUGGUGCCAGAAUGAUACACAAUCAUCAGUCACACAAGUUGCUGCCAAUUCCAUUACCUCAAAUGACAAAACAGUCUUGACUAAUUGGUGUAUGAUGAACACUUGACAAAAAUUAAUAAGAGCUGCAACUCCACCACCAUGAGCAGCAGCUGACUUCAGAAUAUGGUAAAUCAAAAAGAAUCUGGGGAGAGCAAUUCCCCCAGGCUCUUUUUGACUCCAACAGCUAUGUUUCUGUCAGACGUAAAUAACAUAAUGAUUAUAUUUCUUGUUGAUUUUUUUAACACAUCGGUCGUUUCCCGCCGAGGCAGGAUGACUCAAAAAGAAAGAAAGAAAAAAUUUCAUCAUCAUUCAACACUUUCACCAUCACUCAUACAUAAUCACUGUCUUUGCAGAGGCGCUCAGAUACGACAGUUUAGAGGUCCCUCCAAACUGCCAAUAUCCCAAAUCCCUCCUUUAAAGGGCAGGCAUUGUACUUCCCAUUUCCAGGACUCAAGUCCGCUAACCGGUUUCCCUGAGUCCCUUCACAAAAUAUUGCCCUGCUCACACACCAACAUCUCGCCAGGUCCCAAAAACCAUUCAUUGCCAUUCACUCCUAUCUAACAUGCUCACGCACGCUUGCUGGAAGCCCACGCCCUUUGCUCACGAAACCCCCUUUACCCCCUCCCUCCGUGUAUGUAUGUAUGUUCAAAGAUUCUACCUUUCAAGGUAAGGAUUGGAGGAUUGGAAGUGUCUUGAGGAUGUAAAAUUUAUAUUUUCUAUUAAUGGACCUGUGACACUGUCUCCAAACAGUCCACCCUAGAUGUAAAGUAGUGAAUUGUGACCCGAGGAACAUCCCUGUAGCAACAGUUGAUGCAACAGGAAGAUGAUUUGUUGUGAUUUCUAGACUUGUGAUCUCCAGCACAAGAAGCAAACCUAGGUAGACUGUCCUGAUGAGGACAUUUUUCUGCAGUAUGGCUAAAUUCCCUGCUAAGGUAACACUAGGUCAUCCAACCCUGUCAAUCUUGCACCUUGUCAACCCAACAAAUACAUACUGUUCAUUUUUAAUAAUAGCAUUCUGGAUUUCAGGAGACUCCUUCAGUACAGCCAUCCUGCUACCACCUUGAUAGUUAAACAAACAAACUCUAAGAACACAACCUUUUAUGGAUAGCUCUUUGACUUCUGAAUACCAGAAACAAUUUCAUUAUCUGAGCAAGGUAGAAGAAUAACCACAGUUACCUUAGGCAGCAUUUUCCCUGGUUCAGAGACUUAGAAACUAGCAUCAGCAGGAAAACAUGGAUAUCGUGAAAACUCCAGCCUCCUGUUUUGUUUCAGCAUUUGGGAAACUAAGCACCAAAGCAUAAUUUUUAGUCUCCUUUACUUACUUUACUGGGAAUGAACUUAAUGAAUCCCAUACUAAUUCAGCUGUGUGGUCAACAGCACUAUUGUCCACUGGAACACUGGGUUUGGCUUGACAGUCAGGACCUGAUGAUCCUAAGCCUCAAUAUUCACUCCAUGAUUUGUUAAUCCUGAUAUCAAGCACUUUUGGAGCAUUCAUCUCCUCCCCUUCCUCCUCAUAACAACAUUUACAAAAGAUUGAGGAGAGACAACAAGGCUUCACAGCUCACUGCUGAGUUUAGUUUCUCUUCUACCUGUAUAUGCUGUUGGUAAUACUUUGAAUUAUUUUACUAUAAGUAAAAUCAUUCAAAAUAUUACCAACAGCAUUCACAGCACCAAUUACUUCCACAGAAGUGUUAUCCACCAAUGCUAUCUGAAAGUCAGAGCUUUUACCCUCACGAAGAACAUCUGCUCCAAACUUGCAUACUUUGCUCAACCACUGAAAACAUGAACAAUGACAUCCAUGCAUAAAAUUAUAAUCAUCGCAGUCUUCACAGGCAGUUUGAAACCAUUCACUACAAAAGGCCCAUUUAAGUGCCUUAGCAUUCUUUCCAACUUACUCUCACUUACAGGAGACUCAUCGUUUACCUUUCACAGUUGUAGUUAAUAAGUCUGUGAGGUUACUACUAGUGGAGAAGGGGGUAGUGUAAAUUGAUUACACUCCAUUUAGAGUAUAACCCAGGUGCACCAGCAAUGAAAACUUCAGUACACACUUGCAAAUUAUGUCAAGCUUGGAAGCAACAGAGUUCGGACACAUUGUUUAUGAUAAUGUCACUGCACAUUUACUGUACUAAAAUAUUUUAAGUUAUAUUUUUUUAAAUAUACAUUUUUUUAAUUUACUAGCGAUAUAAAAUAAAUGUCUAUCAGUUAUGCCUGCAGAUCAGCUUAUUUCAUAUAUUUGUAUUACUUUUGGAGAAGAGAAAGAAAGAACGGGAGGGUUAAUUUUUAUCUUAGGUGAUUCCACUUUGACCACUGUAUCCUGCUUCUUUCAUUAUAAUAAUAAUACUGUAUCCUAAAUGUUCACAUCCAACAUGUGUACAGUGAGGCCCAGGACCCACAGCUUAUUUGGUACACUACAUGUUAGCAUAAUGGCUUAUUUAAAAUAUGUUCUGAAAAUCCUUCCUUUAAUGUAGAUUCUUAUUUUGUCUGGCUGACACUGAUUUACUGCACCAACUGUGACUUCCUCCCUAUGUAUGCCAUGUACCCUUCUGCUUUAUACCCUCUAAAGUUGGCCUCUCCUUUAUCAUAUAAUGAGCAUUCAUCAUUACAUGACAAACCCACAUUUGUAGUACUUCCUUUGAAUGUAAUGAUUGUCAAGCUUUCCUCUUUAUAUCCAUACUAAGUAGUGGCUGCUGAUAGCUGCAUGGCUAGUAGUACAAAGAGGAAACAUAAUUAUCUGUAUAUUGUUAAAGCAGAGUUGCUACAAGGGUAUAUCAGUGCAAAGGCUAAGUGAAGAGUACCAGAUAUAUUAGAUGAUGAUGUAUUUGUCGGGUUGAAAAACUGCAGUGGCUUAAGGAACUCAUAUCUGAUUUCUUUUAUAUUCUGUGUAUUAUCGUUUAUUGUUUAUAUUGUACAUGACCACUUGUUCAGAAAAAAGUGUGGGAUCCAUGCAAACCUUGCCAGCCAACAACAGAUGCAACUUGCACUUGUUUACAGUUUGCCUGAAUUAUUUUGUGAAUGGACAAAGAAAGAUAGAGAAAGAGUGCUAGUUAGCUAGCUAAAGCUAAUCGUAUUUCACAUGUAGAGUCUAGUGGUAUCAGGGCAAACACAGAUGUGAAUAACACUGCUGUGAGAGUAUACUGUUCAGGACACAUGCUGGCUUGGUACUACUGAAAAUUUUUAUACCAGUGUUUUAACCCUGACAUUAAGACAUUAACAAUAACCUUACUAUCAAAACUCUGAAACCAUUAGAUUGCACAACUUUAAUUAAAACUACCAGAACAUUUUAGACUUUCUGGGAUUGUGGCCUAAAAUAGAUAUAUAAUAUUAGCUUAUCCCUCAUAACUGGAAAAUCCUGAAAAAUAAUUCAGUCUUAGUACCAAGGGUGCUGGAUUUGAGGAUUGAUUCCUCUACUGUAAUAUGUACUGACAUCUAGAAUAUAACUGCUUCGGUACGGUAUAUUAAAACAUCAUGUGUGUGGAAUUAAUAUUGAUCCUGAAGGAAAAGACUUCAUAGCAGUCAGGGGUGGUGACUGGAGAAAGAUGCAUGCUUGAUUGCUGUUCAAUGCACAAGAUGUAUGCAGUAGUAGACUACUCUAAGAAUAAUGUCUUCUUUGUCAACACAUGUACAAUAAGUGUUCAUGAGAUUUUUAAAUAUUUUGAACAAGUGUAAUUAGUAAUUCAGUGAUUGUACAGUUAAUAGAUUUUAUACAUAUUCUGUGUUAACCUUUUCUUUCAGUGUGUGAGCAAGAUUAAUUAUGGCCUAUUACUGUUAAUGAGACACAGUAAAUUUUCUGUGAGUAUAUAUUUGUAAAAUUGGGUGUACACAAUUUAUGACCAGCUUCAGAAAAUAUUAAUUUACUAUUGUUCAGACUUUCCACUGGGUGUUGUUGCUUUCUUUUGUUAACCUUUAAACUGUAGCUGGCUGACACCUCACUGUUAAACAAAUCACAAAAAUCUACAAACCAAGAUAAAAUGGGAAAUUUUGAAGAUUAGGUCCCUGAUGCCUAGGCAUUCGGCAGCAGAAAUUAUGCUUAACGCCAAAUUAGUUUUAAUGUCCAUCAAGUGUUAAAUUAGAGUUUUCUUUAGUUUUACUGUUUUUUGGUUAUUUGCAACAUACACAACUAUUUAUCAUUGUUGUAGAUGAGUUUUGGGGUGUAGUACAGUACUCCCUGAAGCAUAGUUCAAGACAGUGCUUCGUCACAAUGUUUACACCAAAAUUGUAUCUUUUGCACUGACCAAGCCUUCUAGUUGUGUGAUUAUAUAAAUAACACCUCUUUGAAGCAUAUUUCUCCCUACCUGUAUUAGGCAGUGGAAAGGGAAGUGUUUUCCCCUUAGCCAUUGAGGAUUAGGGCUUAGGCUUUGGAUCUCACCAGUUGAUGACAGAUGUGGUUCUUGUAUCACUAGAAUUUGUCUGAUUUUAGCCAUAUGUAAGGUGUCCUACCUUUAUGCAGCUGAAACAUUGAAUGCAUUGAGCAGUGAUUUACAGUACUAUCUGACAGAUCUCUUGGCGAAUUCCAUAGAAACAGUUUGCAAAUCAGAUUUGUCCACCAAUUGCAUUUAUAAUGUUUACUUAAUCAUCACUAUGAGUUUUUAAGUGAUUUUUUUAUCCAACCAUUAUGGCUUCAUGAAUGCUUGUGAGAAGUUCAACAUUAUUACGCUUAUGCCACCUAAGUACUGUUCAUGCAUGUUAUAUGCAUAAAAUGUCUGUACCUCAUUUACCCAAGAUAUUUUUUUUAAUAUGUUAGAUGUAUUAUUAGCUGUGACUGUUCAACAUGGUCUUGUCUUGUUGGCCUGAAGAAAAGCACCAAUUACUAGGCUGGUGUACCAGUCUUCUUUGAACACAGAUCCACAAUAUAAACAGUUUACAGAGUGACCACAUAUGUACAUGAUAAUAGUUUAAGGUUGUUUUGUACAUGUUCAUUUUUAUGCAUGUAUGAAGGGCUCAUGUUUGUUUGGUGGAGAAUGGUAAAACUCUGUAGAUUGAAUGCUUAUGAUUUUAUUACAGCUGAAUUAUAAUAUAAAUAUUAUUUUUUCUGUUAUUUUUUGGUAAAUUCAUUAAUAUUUUGUGUAUGUUCAUGUGAUGCAUAUGUGUUGGGUGCAAAGUUUUUUGGUAAAGAUUAGUCAAGAAUUGUAGAUAUAAUAAUUGUGUUUAUUUGUUGGGCAGCAGCUGAGUGUAUCCAGUAUGUGAUCAGUGAUUGACAUUCUUCAACUCAGUUUACGUGACCGCCCUCUUUCCCUAACCUGAGCAUGCAAUAUCCUUCACCUUUACCCACACCAUAUGCCCAAGCACUUAAUACCCUCACCAUAAUAGUGAGGUGAAGAGCAUAUGUAAAGAGUGUUGUGUCAGAUUCAGUGGUAGGGAUGGAGGCAACCCUGUGCUGCUACCUGUGUAGUGUUGUCACAUGAGAUAUGAGAGUAUGAGAGGGAAAGGCAGUCCUCUUGCUGCUUCUUGUGUAGUGUUGUGUCAAGAGUGAGAGAGAGUUGGGAGGAAGUGAAAGGGAUAAGGUAAUAGGAAGAGAAUAAGGGAGGAAAUAGAAAAAGAGAAGGAAUCAUCAGAGUAUGUACAAUGUUUAUAUUUUAUUGUUGAAAAUAAAUUAGAUGUGGAUUAUUAUGGUUGGAGAAUGCAUUUUCAGCUAUAAGAUAGUGUUUAUGGGAAAGUAGGUUUUGAAUUCCAAAAGCUUGAACAAAUGAUUUUCAGGAAUGCAUUAAAGUGGGGGACCUAUAGUAGGAUGAAAAGGGGCUAAUUAACAGUAAGAGAUGGGAUUAAAACUUAAAUGUUGAAAGCAGGUUGGAAUAUAGUAGUUUUGACUUGAUUGGUGUAUUUGUUUUAUGUAUGAAUGACAAUAAGGUACCAAAAGACUGGCAGAGAGCAUAUGUAGUUCCUUUGAAUAAGAGAAAUGGGGUCAGGAGAGACAAUGGGGAUGAUACAAAAAUAAAUGUUGAACAUACUGGAUAAAGUGUAUGGUAGAAUUUUCAUUGAAAGAGUUAGGGAUGGGGGGGGGGGGGUAAUAUCAAAAGUAGGAUUGCAAAGGAACAAGAAUUUACAAAAGGUUGGGGAUGUGUGGACCAAUUAUUUACAUAAAGCAUAUAAGUGAGCAAUAUUGUACCUAGAUUAGGGUUAACAGUGUUUUUGUUUCAUAUAUAGCUUUAGUAAUGGCAUAUGAUAAAGCAGAUAUGAGAGCAUUGUGGCAGAUGUUGCAAUUGUACAGAAUAGGUGUGAAGUUAUUAUAAGAUGUAAAGAGUUUUUUAUGAGGAUAGUGUGGUUUUAGAGUAUGUAGGAAAGAAGGGGACUGUUUUUCUAGUAACAGUAGGUCUAAGAGAUGUGUGAUGUCACCACAACAACCACAUCUUUGUUGUGGUGGUGUCACCACAUCAACCACAGUGUUUCUGUGGUGGUAUCACCACAUCAACCACAGUGUUAUUGUAAUGGUGUCACAUUAUCACAACUGCAACAAAAAUGAUAGACUGCCAAAUCAUAGAUGAUAGUCUUCAAGUCAUUUGCUCUCUAGGCUCUAAUACUGUUGUACUCUUAAUGGCCCCAUUUAAGUCAGGUUAAAUUACAGCUCUGGAGAAUGUACUGUACAGAGAACCUCCAGAUUGGUCUCAACUGUGUGCACAUAAGUCACCUCCUUUGAAAAUGAGAGGCUCAGCUGACAGUGUAAAAUAACUCCAGUGAAAAGCAGGGAAAAGAUAAGAUUUUCUUCAGAUUUUUAAUGUGGAGGGUUAACUACCCAGGAUAACCCCAUGAAGUCCAUGGCAUCAUUGGGGUUUUCCAGCUUUAUUUCCAUUGGGAUCCUUUAAUUUCCUUCCCCAGGUGUGACCCACAGCAGUUGACUUACACCAAGGUGCCUACUUUGUGCUAGGAAGGACAGGGGCAGCAGUUGUAAGGAAACAUUCCCAGCAGUUCACCCAUGCCAGGAUUGAUUCCUGGUCCCUCAAUGUGUGAGCUUUGGAUAUCAUCUGCUUAGCUAUGAGUACACUUAGAGAUAAUUCAAUAAGCAUAAAAGGACCAAGAAUUUUCCACAUCCUUUCUUCAUGCAUGAGGGGAUUACUAACAAGCUUCUAGUUAUCUUUGAGAGAGAACUUUCAAGUUCCUCAAGUCAGUUGCUGAUAAACCUGUCUGUGUGUACACAUGUUGGACUGUAUGUGGCUAGCACCAACAGCCUAGUUGAUCAAGCCAUCUACCAGGAGGUUCUGUCUGGACCAGGCCUUGGGGGCAUUGACAUCUGAAAUAUUCUUAUGGUGUCACCAAGUAUGGCUAUUGAAUAUAUUUAUUGAUGAUGUUGUAAAGGAAGUGAAUACCAGUGUUGGGAAGAGGUGUGAGCCUCAAAUGUAAGGAAUCUUAUAUGAACUGGGAGUUUAUAGUAGAGACUAUUUAAUUAGUAUUUAUAAUUAUAAUGAUAUUGUAUAUAAAAUGACAUUAUUGAAAUUAAACUAAAUGUAGAAGCUAUCCAUUAAAUUUUUGACAAGCUAAGAUUUGCAAAUACUGUGUAUACAUGUUAUAGAUUUUUAAUUUGAGUCAUAUUCACCGUUUAAUUCUUGACCUCUUAGUGAUGAAUUACAUGUAUAGAGAAACGAUAAAGUAUUACGAGCUAAUUGUUAUUUGUUGGAAUUUCAAAUAUCUAAGUGAAAGUUAAAAAAUUGUAUGUCAUAUGCUGGUAGUUCCUGUAUUCUAAAGAUUUUUAUUUGUUAUACCAAGUAAGCAUGGAUGCUUAAUAGACUUCAACCUAGGGUCACUCAGCGGCUCUUAGUGUCUUAACCAAAUACAGUGGACCCCCGGUUAACGAUAUUUUUUCUCUCCAGAAGUAUGUUUAGGUGCCAGUACUGACCGAAUUUGUUCCCAUAAGGAAUAUUGUGAAGUAGAUUAGUCCAUUUCAGACCCCCAAACAUACACGUACAAACGCACUUACAUAAAUACACUUACAUAAUUGGUCGCAUUCGGAGGUGAUCGUUAUGCGGGGGUCCACUGUACAGUACAGUAGUGGUCUUACAUUUUGUAUAUAAGCAUGCAGUACUGUAUACAUAUUUUCUUUUUACGGAGACAAAUAAUAAUACUGUAUUGGAUUAAAAUAAACAGUUUGUGUAUUUGUCAACAAGAAAAUAAUGUGCAUUAGCAAUUAUUAUUGUAUGCAGUGUGACAUCUCGGGGUAUAAAAUCUGCUUGCUGAAUGUUUGCUAAACAUGUAGGUCUCACUGCACAGUGUUGGAAUUUAGUAAAUUAGUAAAUGACUAAAGGUCUGGAAAUAUUGAAAAAUUUUCACAGUUAAAGACAAAAUUAGAUUUCUAAUACUGGUACAAUAUAAUUAUUGCCCAGACUUGUUGUUUACUUCAUCAAAUUAUGUUAAAUUUUAUAAAAUCUAAGAUAGGUUCAUGACACUCACAAAGGAGUGUUAUUGUUUGAUGAGCCAAUGAGACUUCAGUUAUGUAUUCAGUCCUCCCUUCAAAAUGCUCUCUGCAAUUUAUUUUAACUCUUGUGAGUUAAAGAAAAUCCAUAAAUUAAUUUGAAAUCAAGUGGUUGUGUACUCUGUUCCAUUUAACCUAUUGAUAAAUCUUUUUCUCCAUUAACAUCUAACAUCCACCAUACAUUUCCUAAAGUUGUCAUCUUUACUGUGCUUUGAGGGAUGGCAGUGCUAUAUUUAUUCUACCAUUUUUGUUCAUGUUCAGAAGCUGUUGGUGUCUAUUAAUACAUUACUACAGUGGAACCUCAGUUUUCGUGAUUAAUCUGUUCUAAAAAGUCUGAUGAAAACCAAAUCGUACGAAAACUGAAGCAAUAUUUUCCAUAAGAAAUAAUGUGAAUCCAAUUAAUCCAUUCCAGACACCCAAAAAUAUUAACAAAAAUUACAUUUUAUAGAGAAUAUAGUUUUACAUACAGAAAACAAUGAGAAAUAAAUAUAAAUGACUAAUGAAAUUCUAGGUAGUAGGUUGGUAGACGGCAACCGCCCAGGGAGGUACCACCGUCCUGCCAAGUGAGUGUAAAACGAAAGCCUGUAAUUGUUUUACAUGAUGGUAGGAUUGCUGGUGUCCUUUUUUCUGUCUCAUAAACAUGCAAGAUUUCAGGUAUGUCUUGCUACUUCUACUUACACUUAGGUCACACUACACAUGUGUUUUUUUUUUUUUUUUUUUUCAACAAGUCGGCCGUCUCCCACCGAGGCAGGGUGACCCAAAAAAAAGAAAGAAAAUCCCCAAAAAGAAAAUACUUUCAUCAUCAUUCAACACUUUCACCACACUCGCACAUUAUCACUGUUUUUGCAGAGGUGCUCAGAAUACAACAGUCUAGAAGCAUACACAUGUAAAGAUACACAACAUAUCCCUCCAAACUGCCAAUAUCCCAAACCCCUCCUUUAAAGUGCAGGCAUUGUACUUCCCAUUUCCAGGACUCAAGUCCGACUAUAUGAAAAUAACCGGUUUCCCUGAAUCCCUUCACUAAAUAUUACCCUGCUCACACUCCAACAGAUCGUCAGGUCCCAAGUACCAUUCGUCUCCAUUCACUCCUAUCUAACACGCUCACGCACGCUUGCUGAAAGUCCAAGCCCCUUGCCCACAAAACCUCCUUUACCCCCUCUCUCCAACCCUUUCGAAGACGACCCCUACCCCGCCUUCCUUCCCCUAUAGAUUUAUAUGCUUUCCAUGUCAUUCUACUUUGAUCCAUUCUCUCUAAAUGACCAAACCACCUCAACAUAUGUGUACAAGUAUAUAUAUACACACCCCUCUGGGUUUUCUGUUAUUUUCUUUCUAGUUCUUGUUUUUGUUUAUUUCCUCUUAUCUCCAUGGGGAAGUGGAACAGAAUUCUUCCUCCGUAAGCCAUGCCUGUUGUAAGAGGCGACUAAAAUGCCGGGAGCAAGGGGCUAAUAACCCCUUCUCCUGUAUAAAUUACUAAAUUUGAAAAGAGAAACUUUUGUUUUUCUUUUUGGGCCACCCUGCCUCAGUGGGAUAUGGCCGGUUUGUUGAAAGAAGAAGACUAAUGAAUGGAUAAAUGAACAUUUAACAUCUCUUUUGCCUUUAUUGAAGACUUUUGUUGGCAUAUGGAAGAUGGUGAGGAGGGGAGAGGGAGGAGGAGAGGUUAUUGUUUGGAAGGAAAAUCCUCUUCCGUAAGGACUUCAGGUACCAAGGCCAUAUCUGAGGUUACUUCCCUUCUUUGUCUUUUACUGGCACUAGGACCAGCUUGAGAGUCACUGGACCCCUGUUGCACAAAAAAUCUGUCCAGAGAGGUGUUUCUGGCAUCUCUUUAAGAUUUGCCUAAAAUGAGACAAGGCAUUGUCAUUGAGCAUGUUGCAAACACAGCUUGCAACAGCUUUGUUAGGGUGAUAUUUCUCUACAAAACUUUGCAACUCACUCCACUUUGCACACAUGUCCUUAAUCACUGAAGAAGGCACAUUCUCCCCUCUCUCUUCCUCUUCCUCUGAAACAAUUUCUUCAGCUGCAGUCUGUUGCUAUUCCAGUUGAAGGUCUUGCAGCUCUUCAGUGGUUAGCUCUUCCCUGUGGUCAUCCACCAACUCUUCCACAUCCUGGCCACUCACAUCCAACCCAUGGACUUUCCCAAAGACACAAUAGAUUCCACAGUAGGCAUAGGGUCAUCAGGGUCAGCCUCAAACCCUUCAAAAUCCUUCUUGAGGACACAUUCUGUCUGCAAAUUUCUCCAAGCAGAGUUCAUCGUCCUGGAAGUCACUCCCUGCCAAGCCUUAUCUAUAAGGCUUAUGCAAUUGAGGAUAUUGAAGUGAUUCCUCCAGAACUCUCUUAGGGUCAGUUCAAUGUCUGAGGUCAAUUCAAAGCACCUUUGAAACAUUGCUUUGGUGUAGAGUUUUUUGAAGUUUGAAAUGACCUGCUGAUCCAUGGGCUGGAUGAGAGGAGUGGUAUUAGAGGGCAAGAACUUCACUGUGAUGGAACUAAACUCCUCCAACAAUUGAUUUUUCAAGUCUGGAGGAUGAGCGGGAGCAUUGUUCAAUACCAGGAGGCACUUGAGUGGCAAUUGAUUUUCCAGGAGGUAUUUCUUCACACUCGGGUCAAACACUUCAUUGACCCACUCAAUGAAAAUUUGUUACGUGACCCAUGCCUUAUUGUUAGCCUUCCACAUCACACACAAUUUACUCUUGAUGACAUUGUUUUUCUUGAACAUUUGGGGAUUUUCAGUGAUACACCAGUAAAGGCUUCACUUUGAAAUCCCCAUUAGCAUUACCAUGGAACAAAAGAGUUAGCCUAUCCUUCAUAGGCUUGUGUCCUGGCAGUGCCUUUUCCUCCUGUGUGAUGUAGAUCCUCUUUGGCAUUUUCUUCCAAAAGAGGCCUGUUUUGUCACAAUUGAAGACUUGUAGGGGGGAGGAAUUCUUCAGCCUCUACAUACUCCUUGAAUUCAUCAACAAAUUCUUCGGCCCCAUGUUUGUCCAGACCUGCAGCCUUGCCAUGCCUUACCACACUGUGUAUGCCAGUUCGCUUCUUGAAUUUGUUGAACCAGCCUCUGCUGGCCUUAAAUUCACUAACAGCAGCAUUCGUUCCAGGCAUUUUCUUUGCAAGAUCUGCAUGCAACUACCUUGCCUUUUCACAAAUUAUUGCCUCUUAAACACUAUCUCCCACUAACUGUUCUUUGUUGAUCCACACCAACAACAACUUUUCAACAUCUUCGAUUGUUUGCAACAUCAACUUCCUUGAUUUCUUUUUUCUUCACCAGGAUGGAACUGAUCGUUGAUGAGGACUUCCUGUACAUCCUGGCAAGAUCGGCCAUGCGUAUGCCACUUUCGUACUUUGCUAUGAGUUCUUUCUUGAAUUCUAUCGUGUUUCUCGCCUUCCUUGUCAGAGGGCUGGCACUCGGAAGUUUCUUUGGCCCCAUGGUGGCUUAUUUAGCAGUCUCACUCAAUAAACAAGCACAAAAAACAAUGGAUUAUUACGAAAUGCUUCGGAUGAAUGCACGAGGUGAUGCUCGCUCAGCGAGAAACAAAGGCAGACUGAGUCGUGAACGCAUGGGACCAUUUUCAACUCUACGAAAACCAAGUGGAUGUAUGAAAACGGACAAAAUUUCAUCAAAAAAAGUUGUCGAAAACUGAAUCCUACGAAAACUGGGGCAUACGAAAACCAAGGUUCCACUGUACCUCCAUUAAAAUUGGGAUUUGAUAAGAAAAGAAUACUGGAAAUAUUUUUCCUAGAAUAGAUCUGUGAAUGUAAGAAAGGAGUCUGUGGGAAAAUUAUUUUGCUUAGCAUCACUUUUCUUUAAACCUCAUCUCUGUCAAGUAACAGGGAAAUAUUGUGUCAUAAUGUUAGCUUGAUAAAAUGAAAAGACAUAUCAUAACAGAUAUUGAAAUUUGUUAGUUCUUUGAGACACCAACAUAGCUUCUUUUCCAAAAAAAAGUAGCUUUUACAAGUGUUACUGAAAAGGAAUUCAGUAUUAUAGAAAUAUUCUUUUAGCCUUUUUAAAAAAUUGUAUCUGGAAUAAAUUACUUAUUGUGACUUAUCUGCUAAUUAGCUAACCGGAAUACAAUGUAAUACUUAGCAUCAUUAUGGCCGUCUUCUUAUCACCAGUGUCGAGGUUGGGAGACUACUCUCUCCCGUCUUCGCAUUGGCCAUACUUGUCUUACUCAUGGAUAUCUCAUGGAGAGGUGCCCUGCUCCUCUCUGUGAGAAUUGCCAGGCUCCAUUAUCAGUCAGCCACAUUCUGUUGGACUGCCCACUUUAUCAACGAGCACGCAGAAUUUACCUCCGUCGUCGUCUUCACUCCGCUGCUCUCUCUUUACCUUCCCUUCUUGCUGAUGGACCCACCUUUCAUCCGGACUCUCUCAUUGACUUUUUGACAACAACUGACUUACUUCACAAAUUCUGAUACCUUCAGCCCUUUCUACCUCAAUCUCUUGCUACCCUCUACCCCCGUACUAUCCCCUGCCCCGCUGUUUUCUGUAACCUACUGAUCAUCCCUCCUCCCUUCUGCCGCCCAAUACCCUCGCUUCCUUUCCUACCCUGCAGCGCUGUAUAGCCCUUCUGGCUUAGCGCUUCUUUUUGAUUAUAAUAAUAAUUAGCAUCAUUAAUGACUUCAAAAAAAAAAAAAAAAAAAAGCACA
Molecule: messenger RNA, 20086 nt
Organism: Cherax quadricarinatus
Lineage: Eukaryota; Metazoa; Arthropoda; Malacostraca; Decapoda; Parastacidae
Gene: Frmd5
Product: FERM domain containing
Cellular component (GO): cytoskeleton
Molecular function (GO): cytoskeletal protein binding
Source: RefSeq, a predicted model, not a curated record